This is a messenger RNA of Oryza brachyantha (malo sina), 1368 nucleotides long. RefSeq lists its product as uncharacterized. Gene Ontology annotation, biological process: DNA integration. The transcript is spliced from 2 exons. The coding region runs from base 1 to 1368 and encodes 455 amino acids. Gene Ontology annotation, molecular function: nucleic acid binding. The record is from RefSeq and is a predicted model, not a curated record. NCBI's taxonomy places the organism in Eukaryota, Viridiplantae, Streptophyta, Magnoliopsida, Poales, Poaceae.
AUGCCCUUGUUCAAGCUACUGAAGAAGACCGACCACUUCACAUGGACCCCAGAAGAUCAAGAAGCCUUCGAGGACUUCAAGAAAUACUUGACCUCUGCCCCCGUGCUGGCUUCGCCCAACCCAAACGAGCCGCUCCUACUCUACGUCUCGGCCACGGAACAAGUCGUCAGCACGGUCCUCGUAGUCGAGCGAGAAGAAGAGGGACACGCUCAAUUGGUCCAGCGACCAGUCUACUUCGUCAACGAAGUGCUCGGGGAGUCCAAGAUAAAGUAUCCCCAAGUCCAGAAAUUGUUCUACGGCGUCCUGAUCACGGUAAGGAAACUUGUCCAUUACUUCCAAGCCCACCAGGUUUCAGUUGUCACGUCCUAUCCACUCGGCGAUAUCAUACAUAACAAGGAAGUGCUAGGCCGCAUCGCGAAGUGGGCGCUGGAGAUGAUGCCAUACGACAUCACCUUCAAGCCCCGCACCGCGGAACUGCAAACUAUCCCGAUCUCCUGGUCGUUCGCUGUCUGGGGACUCGACAUUGUCGGGAUCUUCAAGCGGGCACCAGGAGGGUUCACCCACCUGUUCGUCGCCAUCGACAAAUUCACCAAGUGGAUAGAAGCAAAACUGGUAGCCACAAUCGACUCGGCACAUGCGAGGGACUUCAUACAGAACAUUAUCUACCGCUUCAACAUUCCGAACCGUAUCAUUACGGACAACGGUAGGCAGUUCAUCUCUGGAGUCUUCCAGGAUUUUUGCGAGGAGCGUGGGAUCAAGAUUUGCUACGCCUCCGUAGCACACUCGAAGAGCAACGGGCAGGUCGAAAGAGCUAACGGCAUGAUCCUUCAAGGAAUCAAAACCAGGGUCUUCGACCGACAACAUCCCUACGCCAAACGAUGGGUGCAAGAGCUGCCGCCAGUACUCUGGGCACUCCGCAUAUCCAUCAGUCGUGCUAUGGGACAAUCGCCUUUCUUCCUCGUGUAUGGAGCAGAAGUAGUCCUACCCACCAAAAUCGACCACGAGUCCUUCCGCAUACGUAACUACAACGAGUCCACGGCGAACACGGCGAGGGAAGACGACCUCAACAGGCUAGAAGAAGCCAGGGAUGUCACGACCAUCCAGUCGGCACGCUACCUGCAAGGACUCUGCCGAUACCAUAAUAGGAAUGUUCGUGGGCGGGCAUUCCUAGUCGGCGACCUGUUCUUAUGCAAAGUACAAACCACCAAGGAUCGACACAAGCUCUCUCUAAUCUGGGAAGGGCCUUACGUCAUAGCCGAGGUCACUCAGCCCGGCACAUACCGACUAAGGAUGAAAGACGAAAGGCUGCUAGAGAAUUCAUGGAACAUCGAACAGCUACGUCCCUUCCACACAGUCGAUUUCUUGUAA